This is a messenger RNA of Chinchilla lanigera (long-tailed chinchilla), 2066 nucleotides long. It is a transcript of the gene Kdelr1, whose product is annotated as KDEL (Lys-Asp-Glu-Leu) endoplasmic reticulum protein retention receptor 1. Gene Ontology annotation, cellular component: endoplasmic reticulum; cis-Golgi network; membrane. Lineage: Eukaryota; Metazoa; Chordata; Mammalia; Rodentia; Chinchillidae. The coding region runs from base 621 to 1259 and encodes 212 amino acids. The transcript has 5 exons. Gene Ontology annotation, biological process: protein retention in ER lumen; endoplasmic reticulum to Golgi vesicle-mediated transport. Gene Ontology annotation, molecular function: ER lumen protein retrieval receptor activity. The record is from RefSeq and is a predicted model, not a curated record.
GGAGGAGGCUGGGCCUGGACCCCCGGGUCUGAGGGAGGAGGCCUUGGGCCUGAGGCAGGUGAUGCCAAGAGCCAGUUUCUUUUCUUUCCUGAUCGGAGCCGGAGGCCCCCGAGGAAUGGCAGAAGCCCUCAGCCCAGCGCCUGGGUUUCUGGGCAGGACUUUAGAAGCUCAGGAGGCGCCCCCUGAGCCCUGAAGGGCAGGGUCUUGGCAGCUCUUCUCCACCCUUUAAAGACACACACUGCCUGGGUGAGCAAUGCUGGGAUUUGGGGGUGUCACAUCCCAGCGAUCCUCCAAGUUCAUAGGACUCAGAUGGGGCGUUCUGGGAGCCGGCCCUGCAAGGCAGGAGGUGGGCGACAGGGGGAGCCCGAGAGCCGGGGCCCCUCCCCCGGGGGCGGAGCCUCCCGGCCCGGACUCCUCCUCCGCCGCCGCCCUCUCCCUCUUCCCAGCUCCGGCUCCGCCGCCAGCUCGGCCUCGGUCCCCCUCCCGGAGCCCCCUCCCCGCAGCCAGCCCGCCGGAGGGCCCUCUCCCGCCCUCGGCCCAACCGCCCGCCGGAACAGCAGCUCGGGGGCAGCCCCCGCCAGCCCGCCUCCCCCAGCUCAGCCUGGCCCGCGCCCCCGGCCAUGAAUCUCUUCCGAUUCCUGGGAGACCUCUCCCACCUCCUAGCCAUCAUCUUGCUGCUGCUUAAAAUCUGGAAGUCCCGCUCGUGCGCCGGGAUUUCAGGGAAGAGCCAGGUCCUGUUUGCUGUGGUGUUCACCGCCCGCUACCUGGACCUGUUCACCAACUACAUCUCACUCUACAACACAUGCAUGAAGGUGGUCUACAUAGCUUGCUCCUUCACCACUGUCUGGAUGAUUUAUAGCAAGUUCAAAGCCACGUAUGACGGGAACCAUGACACGUUCCGAGUGGAGUUCCUUGUUUUUCCCACGGCCGUCCUUGCAUUCCUGGUCAACCAUGACUUCACUCCUCUAGAGAUCCUCUGGACCUUCUCCAUCUACCUGGAGUCCGUGGCCAUCCUGCCGCAGCUGUUCAUGGUGAGCAAGACCGGCGAGGCGGAGACCAUCACCAGCCACUACCUGUUUGCGCUGGGCGUCUACCGCACGCUCUAUCUCUUCAACUGGAUCUGGCGCUACCACUUCGAGGGCUUCUUCGACCUCAUCGCCAUUGUGGCUGGGCUGGUCCAGACGGUCCUCUAUUGCGAUUUCUUCUACCUCUAUAUCACCAAAGUCCUCAAGGGGAAGAAGCUGAGCUUGCCUGCAUAGCCCUGGUCCCGCCUGGCCGGGCCCUCUCCCUGCUCCUUGGCGGCGGUGAAGGCAGCAGCAGGAACAGAGGAAGGUGACAGAAGACGGCGCCUUCCAUCCAGGAGUGACUUUUUAAAGAACCCGCCUCUCCCCACUUCCCGUGCCCGCUCCUGCCGGGUUUGGGGGCUGAUGGAAGACCCAAGUCUUGGGGAACUCAGGACCUGGGCUGUUUCUAGUUUUCUGCCUUUUAGAGAAGACAGCAAUGACAAAACAUCUUUCCGCUAUUUAGUUUUCUUUUUGUUUUGUUUUGGAACCAGGAAUUGAACUCAGGACCUUGCAUUUGCCAGACAGGCGCCGUGCCGCUGAGCUAUGCCCCGGUCACUAUUUAGUUUUUGAUUCUGAUGAGUCCUUUCUUUUCUACUCUCUGGCCCCAAUUUUUAUAAACUGUUUUUGAGCAUCCCAGGAGCUGGGAAAGGGCCAGAGAUGUCUUCCCUUCCCUGGCCCCUCUGCGCCCUGCCAGCCCCCAGCCCCCCGACUGGAUGCCAAACCCUAAAUCUGCUGGUCUGUCUGCCCCCCACAAGUCCCUGGGUGGGGGACAGGGAGGAAGGGAGGCCCAGGAAGGUCUCCGCAGAGUUUUCAUAAUUUUUUCCAGAAUUUGGGUUUUUUUGAUCUUGGUUUUUGACAAAUUAAGGGGGGCUCUGGGCCCAGACGUGGGAAGGGGGCUGGCCCGGGGGUCCGCACAGCUCUAACGCCAUGUUUUUGUACAGAAUUUGACGGUUGAUUCUUUGUUCUCUUGAAAUAAACAGGAAAAUGAUACCUUUCUUUCAC